Messenger RNA from Rotaria sp. Silwood2, 273 nucleotides. The record is from the annotation of a GenBank genome assembly. NCBI's taxonomy places the organism in Eukaryota, Metazoa, Rotifera, Eurotatoria, Philodinida, Philodinidae.
AUGAUCGACGAUGAUGUAUAUGAUGAUGAGACAAUUGAUAAUGAAAACGAUGACGAAGAACAUUUUCAAAUUGAAUCGGCUGAAAACGAGAAAAAAUACGUACUUGUUAACACACGAAUUGAUUAUCAAUAUCGUUCCGAUUAUCUUAAUAAUAUGUGUUUAUUCGACUUUGUUAGUAUAUUAUACAAGAAAAAAAUGAAUGCAACAGAUGUAAAAUAUUUAUCGAAGACUGCUGUAUCAAUAGAAGAAGAAGAAGGUAACAAAAAAGGUUGA